Messenger RNA from Vespa velutina, 1476 nucleotides. Its product is annotated as cilia- and flagella-associated protein 206-like. Bases 1 to 1476 code for a protein of 491 amino acids. The transcript has 9 exons. Gene Ontology annotation, cellular component: axoneme; ciliary basal body. Lineage: Eukaryota; Metazoa; Arthropoda; Insecta; Hymenoptera; Vespidae. The record is from RefSeq and is a predicted model, not a curated record. Gene Ontology annotation, biological process: regulation of cilium beat frequency.
AUGGCUCCACAAAAUGCCUUGGGAUGUAGCGCACCCCAAUUACACAAUUAUAUAAAUUAUUUUGAGAUGUUUCCGAGUAUUUUACAAGAUGCCGUUAAGAAAACGUACGACGAUAUCCUUGAAUUAUUGGAACGAUUAAUGACGAAAAUUUAUGAAUUUACUGCGACGAUAGAGAAUAUCAUUUCUUUCGUUUCGAUCGACGAGGAUUACGACGACAUUUGUUACUCGAGCGUAAAAAAAAUUAUUUUACCUGAAAACAUCAAGGAAGAUAAUUACGAACGAGUUGUCGAAAUUUUAACGACGUCGCGCCAACAAGAGAUAUAUAUUAGGAAAGUAAAAUUACUUUCCGACGUGGAACACAGUGGUAAUAUUAUAAAAAAUUUAAUAGAACGUCUUCAACAACGUUUGAUGAGACUUCAUGAAACGAUGCGUUAUAGGACAGCCAUUCCAACGACUCAAGUCUAUCCACAGUUCAUUGACCUAGCGGAUAUAUGGAUGGGAUUGCAGGAUGAAGUGAUAAUAUUAAGUAAUAUUAAUAAUUUCCUUUGGGAGAUACAUAAUUUAAAUAUUAAGGUAACACAAAAAGGUUCACUUUAUUUCUCAACAAAAUCGUAUUACAAAGGACCCUCGGAGCACUUCAUUAAUUUUAUUUUUUCGCAGAAUGUAAACGUGUACGAUCAAGAGAUAUUCAAGGAUCUCAUAAUAAAGAAUGUAAACAUAUUAACGGACGCCGAACGUCUCGAACUGUCAAUGGGCGAAACGAUAACAAAUUGUGGUGAUUGUACUCUUUAUUAUCCGAACACUACUAAGGACUUUGAUAAAAUUGAUUUGGAGUUUCUCGGCUUUUGCGCUUGGAUGUUCGUCACGGGGAAAGGAGCUUUGAUUCCAGCAAAUCCCAACAAUGGGGUUGCUAAAUGGCGAGGAAGGUAUUAUGCUUUCAGUUCUGCAACAGCUGCUCGUCAUUUUGGAAAGGAACCAGAUAAGUGUGUGAGCUUUACAAAUGGAAGUAGUCUAUACGUUCAUGAGGCUCUAAAUUUCGUAAGGGAUCACAUAGAGUACAUUUAUCUAUUUCAAAUGUAUGAGGAUAUCGAAACUAUGAAAACUAAGGAGUUAACAGAAGAUGAAUUAGAAUUAAAGACUUGUCAGGAUCAGACAGUUCAAACCGAUACGCAUAUUUUACCACCAUCAAUGGAUAAUACAAAUAACGUUUGGAAUGUUUGGGAACUUAGAAAAAGAGCUCUCUCUUUGGCGAAAAUAGUAAAGUGUGCGACGAAAAGCACGCAGACUUAUAUAUCACACUUUAGAAGCGGUGCCUGCGUGCAAGCAGCACCACCAAAGGACAAGGAAGUUCAAACUAAACGGGAUAACUAUAUGAACACGAAGAAACUUCUCACUUAUAUUUUUGGAUUACGAGGAAGACGCGACAACAACCAACACGUUCUAUCUUUCCUGGAAGAGGAAUUUGAACACUUAUAA